Messenger RNA from Brugia malayi, 510 nucleotides. RefSeq lists its product as uncharacterized. The transcript has 5 exons. The record is from RefSeq and is a predicted model, not a curated record. Bases 1 to 510 code for a protein of 169 amino acids. Lineage: Eukaryota; Metazoa; Nematoda; Chromadorea; Rhabditida; Onchocercidae.
AUGCAUCGACUUGGUGUUAUACUAUUUUUGAUAACAAUUUUGCUAAUUAAUAAAAAUGAUAGUACAAGUUUGGAUAUUGCACUUGCAUUUGCACGAUAUACAGGAGCACUGUUCACAUUUGAAGAGGUAAUUGAAGUGAUGCCAAGUGUUAAUGAACCAUUGGAUAAUAUUGCUGAUGCAUUAAGGCUUUCACCGCUUGCAAUAGCUAUGGCAAAUGAAUUUGCCUCUAAUAUUUCUAAAACAUUAAUGAAAAUGGCAUUUAAUCUUGUCAUAUUCGGUUAUCUUAUUCCAUCAGCAGUUAUCAUUUUAGUAACUAUUAUUACAUGUUGGUAUAUUCGUGAAGAAAUUCGUAAUCUUUAUCCAAUGCUCGUACCGUUUCCAAUUGCAAAGAAAGCAUGUGAUGAGUUUCUUCAACAAAUGGACAAAGAACUUAUCAAAAAAUUAAAGAAAAAACAGGAAGAGGAGAUGGCAAAAGAAACUAUGACUGUAACUGACACUCAAACUACUUGA